AGUAAAUUGAGUUUAUAUAUUGUUGGUAGGAAGUGACAUGAACUAGAACUAAUGAUGAGUAACAGAAAAGAAAUAGGUAUUAUUUUAUAAGGAAACAAUUUUUCCUGGUUUAUAUUGAAGUAUUUUGUUAAUAUGGAGAUUAAUUACACGUUAUAAAUAUGAAUUGGUCUACCCCUUCGAAAUACAGUAAUGAACAAAAUCAGUCAGAUUUAUUUAUUGAAAAUAAUACAGAUUACUUUCCUUGCUAUACUUUAUCAAAUAUGAAGUUUCUUGAAAAAAUAGUUUACCCGUUUCAAAGUGAAGUUGUUCAGAAUGAAUCAAAAAUGUUUUUACAUAAUCAAAAACAACAUAAUAUAAAUUCAACAAGUCAAGAGUAUGAAAUGCUGGAUCAAUUAUGCAGUGUUGAAAACUAUCAGGACUACUACAUUGAGAAAUAUCCUCAUUAUUAUUCAUUAACAUCUACAUCUCUAUCGGAAUCAAUAAAUUCUCAAUCAAUAAACAAAGGACGCGUAUCAUUUGCAGAUAAGCUCUAUGGCUCUUGUUCUUUAUGUAUUAUUAAUAAUAAUAAUAGUAAUCUUGGUAAUGAAAAUAAUAAUUACACAAAACUUCAGGAUGAUUAUACAGAUCUAAAAGCUAUACCUACUUGUUUGAAAUACUAUCACUCUACUUCAAAUUACCAACAAUAUUCUAUACAAAAUUAUCUCUGUGAUCAAACCACUAAUGAAAUGUAUAAAUAUAAGCAAAUUCCAGAUUAUUUCAAUUCUGACAAAUGUGAUAAUUCUAAAGAUGUAAAACAGAUAAGUAUGGAGUUAAAUGAGGAAGGAAUUAGUGUGGUUGGAACAAAGACUUUAAUAUGUCAAUGGAAAUCAUGUCGCUUGACAUUUACCGAUCAUAAAUCAUUUGUAAAUCAUAUUGAAUCAUCACACGUUACUUCACAUAUAUCGAAUAAAGAAUAUUACUGUUAUUGGGAAGGUUGUCGACGUCAAUUGAAACCAUUCAAUGCGCGUUACAAAUUAAUUGUUCAUCUACGUAUUCAUAGCGGUGAUCGACCAAAUAAGUGCACGUACCCUGGUUGUGUCAAAGCGUUUUCUCGUCUGGAAAAUUUAAAAAUUCAUAUACGUUCACAUACUGGUGAAAGACCAUUUAUUUGUCAACAAGACGGUUGUGAUCGUACAUUUUCAAAUAGUUCCGAUAGAGCGAAACAUCAACGUACACAUAUACACACUAAACCAUAUGCAUGCAAAGUAAUUGGUUGUACCAAACGGUAUACAGACCCAAGUUCUUUACGAAAACAUUCAAAAUCGCAUUCGAUUUUUGAAUUAAGUCAAUCAUCAAAAAAUGAUGUUAACACAGAAUGUAAAUUAAGCAAAAAUGUAAAACUGAAUUGUCCUAAUCAGUUAAAUAUUCUCACACAAAAUCAAAAAACUAUCAUUUCCCAGGGAGAUAUAAAUUAUCCACAAAGGUAUUAUCCAGAAAACAAUACUGUUUCAUAUAAUAUUUAUGGGUCAUUUAAUGAUACAGUACCUUCUUAUUGUAUUCAAAAUAACUUAAAGUUAUCUAACAGGAAUUGUACAAAUAUUCAAUCUGAUAACAUGAGAAAAAUAACUAAUGAUCUACCCUGUUCAAACAUUUCAUCCCAUCAGUCUACUGUUGAUGUAAAUUCUCCAUCACAAUGGGAUUCAUAUUUUGAUCGGCUUAAUUCAUAUAAAAUUGAUCAUACAUCUAAACUCAAAUAUCACUGGAAUGACGAUUCAACAUACACUCACCACCACCACCAUCAUCAUCAUCAUCACCAACACAUUAAACAAUACUGAACAAAAUAUUAAUGGUUUCAAUCCAAAUUAUCAUUAUAAUUCAUGGAUGAUCAUUCAAUUAAGAGAAAGACAAAAAGGAGUGUUUUUUCUUUUUUCAAGAAUCAAUAUUCAUAGAAAACAACAAAUUUUUAUUUAUUAGUUUUCUGUAAUAUUUAAUCUUUGAAUAUUGGAUUAUUAAAUUAUUAUUAUUUUUCAAUAUAACUGGG
Molecule: messenger RNA, 2020 nt
Organism: Schistosoma haematobium
Lineage: Eukaryota; Metazoa; Platyhelminthes; Trematoda; Strigeidida; Schistosomatidae
Exons: 6
Coding region: 159-1814 (551 amino acids)
Biological process (GO): regulation of transcription by RNA polymerase II
Cellular component (GO): nucleus
Molecular function (GO): DNA-binding transcription factor activity, RNA polymerase II-specific; RNA polymerase II cis-regulatory region sequence-specific DNA binding
Source: RefSeq, a predicted model, not a curated record